This is a messenger RNA of Seminavis robusta, 945 nucleotides long. The record is from the annotation of a GenBank genome assembly. NCBI's taxonomy places the organism in Eukaryota, Bacillariophyta, Bacillariophyceae, Naviculales, Naviculaceae.
AUGUCCGACGUCGAGAAAGCUGAAGGCCUCAUUGGUGCCGAAGUGCACAUGAUCUCGGGCUGCAGGGAUGAGCAAACUUCUGCUGAUGUGAGCAAUGUUGCCAAUUUCUCGCUCCCUGAUCCCGCUGGCCGAGCAGGUGGCGCUUGUACUUCAGCUAUGCUCAAAGUUCUCUACGCUGAUCACAAGAAACCCGAUGAUGACUUGUCCUAUCAAGAGGUUCUGUUGAAAAUGAGAGAAAUCCUGCAGGGCCAGAGGUUCACUCAGAUUCCCCAACUCUCCAGCUCGCGGUCCCUCAACAUCAAGAAUAAGUUUGCAAUCGUCCCUGAUGAUUUCUCUGGCACUAGAAGGGCUGUCAUGAUUGGCAUCAACUAUGUUGGGCAGCAAGGAGAAUUGAGUGGGUGCCACAAUGAUGUCAAGAACAUGAUCGAGUACAUCAAGGAUAUUCAUGGGUUUGAGGAUGAAAAUAUCACCAUCCUCAUGGACGAUGGGGAAAACAUAUCCCCCACUUAUGAAAACAUUAUGAAUGCCUACAAGAAGCUUGUUGAGGAAGCUGAACCUGGAGACGCUUGCUUUUGCCACUACUCAGGUCAUGGUGGGAAGAUCAGAGAUGACGAUGGUGACGAGAAGGAUGGGUAUGAUGAGACACUUGUUCCGUUGGAUUAUGGAUCUGCCGGUCAGAUCCGUGAUGACGAUAUCUACAAAACUCUAGUGCUACCCAUGAAGAAAGGAGUUAAUCUCACCAGUGUCAUGGAUUGCUGCCAUAGUGGCACAGUUUUGGAUCUGCCGUUUGUAUUUGUGGCGGAUGGCUCUCAGGAGGAAAUGACGAUCAAGCCAGACUUUGACAUGCAGAAACUUGAGAUGAUUGUUGGACUACUGCAGGCAGCUGCGCAAAACGAAGAUGUCAUGAAGAUGGCAAUGAAGAUGUGUGGCUGCAAUAUACUCUAG